CACACAAAAAUAAGCUAAACAACAUGAUAGAAAUGUCACCACCAUCUUGCUCUCUCAUAUUUGGAGUUGUUCUCUUGUUUUUAUCAGUAUUUUCAUUUACAAAUAUUCAUGCUCAUCAUUGCACUGAAGGAUUCUUGUCAGAAGCGAACCAGAGAAAUCUAACUAUAACAUUUUGCAAGCGAUAUAAAGAAAGCAAUGCAGUCGAAAUAGCGAUGGACCUACGCGAAAAGUCUCGAAGACUUGACGUAAUGGUGGGAGCUAAGUUAGAAAAAAAAACGGGGUGGCUGGCCUGGGGUUUGAACCCUGGUCCAGAAGCUAGAAUGGUUGGGACACAAGCUCUCAUAGGUAUCAAGAACAUGAAUGGGGAAUUACUUUGGGAUAAAUACAACAUCACAAGGUUUACCAAGAUAGGUUGUCAACUCUUGCCUUCUGCCAUUGACUUGAUCAUAAGCAAUUCCACUUUCAAUUUCAGUUACAUUGAACAUCUUCAGUAUUAUGUCAUACAAGCAACUAUUGUUCUUCCACUGAAAUAUGAUGUGUCGAGAUUAAAUCAUGUGUGGCAAGUUGGAAUUGAUGUGGCAGAAGGAAAGGAACCAAAGAUGCAUCCUAAAGAACUAAGGAAUUAUGAUAGCACUGAGACAAUUAACUUGAGGACUGGCAAAGGUCGAGGCAAUAGAGUUCAUGCAUCUUCUCGAAUAAGAAAAGUUCAUGGGAUAUUAAAUAUUAUUGGGUGGGGUACAUUGCUACCUAUUGGUGUGAUCAUAGCAAGGAAUUUCAAAGAGUUUCCAUUACCUUGUCCGAGUUGGGAAAAAUAUCAUAUUAUAUGCCAAAGUGUUGGAUACAUUGUGGGUUCAACUGGCUGGGCUGUUGGAAUAUGGCUUGGUAGAACAUCCAAAUAUUACUCCUUCUCCACACAUGGAACUUUUGGCAUCUUCAUUUUCACUUUUGCAACCCUACAAAUGCUGGUUUUCAUAUCAUUUAAACCGGGCGAUCAUGCCGGAUUUCGUACGUAUAGGAACAUGUUCCAUCAUGUUGUUGGAUAUUCAUUACUCGUUGUGAGUGGUAUCAACAUAUAUAAAGGGAUAAGCAUAAUGCAUCCGGAUGAUCCGCACUUGCUACCUAUUUAUUUCGGAAUAGCUGGCUGCCUGGCUUUCAUCUUUCUAGUCUUUGAAAUUGUAUCUUGGUACAGAUUUUUGCAUGUCAAGUUUGGUCUUGGGAUUCUAUGUGAAAAGAACUUACCUUCAAGAGAAGAUGGCAAAGUUCAGCCUAGUGAUACACCUAAAAACAACUAAGAGACACCAAUACAGAAGCAACAAGGCAGUUGCUGCCGUUUAUGAUAUAGUACGUGUUUGCAGGGUCGGAGGUAGAGGGGUGCAAGGGGGUUCAAUUGAACACCCUUCGUUGGAAUAUUAUACUACUAUAUUAAUAGGUUAAAAAUAAUAUUUUUCCAUUUAUAAAAGUUGUUGAAUCCUUUUAA
This is a messenger RNA of Lycium ferocissimum, 1477 nucleotides long. Its product is annotated as cytochrome b561 and DOMON domain-containing protein At3g25290-like. The record is from RefSeq and is a predicted model, not a curated record. The coding region runs from base 24 to 1292 and encodes 422 amino acids. The transcript has 4 exons. Lineage: Eukaryota; Viridiplantae; Streptophyta; Magnoliopsida; Solanales; Solanaceae.